CAUUCAGUACAUACCGACCCGGCUAACCGGUCAAAUCCAACAGCGGUUCAGAUUGAGACCCUUCAAUCGGUCAUUCAACUGUCAAUCCCAGCUGAUCUCAGUUCGGUCAAUCGUUUUCAUGAGUGUGGUUGUGUUCAACUUUCUUCGAAUUUUUUCGAUAUCUUGAUCUCGUGUUUGUUCAUCUGGAUUAGUUGAACAAUUUGUUAUAAUGGCUGAAAACAAUCACGUACACCACUGCAAUGGUGGACGCUGGAAAAUGGCGACCAUCGACAAGCUGUUCCAGCCCGUGCAGGACAAAAUGGACGACACGGGGAACAAGGUCACGGUCGUGGGAGUGGGGCAGGUCGGCAUGGCCGCCGUGUUCUCGCUGCUCACCCAGGGGGUCACCAACAACAUCGCCAUGGUGGACGUGAUGGCAGACAAGCUGAAGGGCGAGAUGAUGGACCUGCAGCACGGCUCCGCCUUCAUGAGGAACGCCAAGAUCCAGGCUAGCACAGAUUACUCGAUCUCCGCGGACUCGAAGCUGUGCAUCGUGACGGCGGGCGUGCGCCAGCGCGAGGGCGAAAGCCGCCUGGACCUGGUGCAGCGCAACACCGACGUGCUGAAGAUCAUCAUCCCCCAGCUGGUGAAAUACAGCCCAGACGCCAUCUUCAUCAUCGCGAGCAACCCAGUGGACAUCCUAACUUACGUGACGUGGAAGAUCUCCGGCCUGCCAAAGCACCGCGUCAUUGGCUCCGGCACCAACCUGGACUCGGCGCGUUUCCGUUACCUGUUGUCAGAGAAACUCGGUAUCGCGACCACCUCCACCCACGGCUACAUCAUCGGAGAGCACGGCGACAGCAGUGUGCCCGUGUGGUCUGGCGUGAACAUCGCCGGCGUGCGCCUCAGCGACCUGAACCCCAAGAUCGGCUCCGACUCCGACCCCGAGAACUGGAAGGAGACCCAUGAGAUGGUGGUGAAGAGCGCCUACGAGGUCAUCAAGCUGAAGGGCUACACCUCCUGGGCUAUCGGCCUCUCGCUCUCGCAGCUGGCUCGCGCCAUUCUCUCCAACGCCAACAGCGUGCAUGCCGUCUCCACCUACUUGAAGGGUGAGCACGGUAUCGAAGAGGAGGUGUUCUUGUCGCUGCCCUGCGUUCUGGGAGCCGCAGGAGUGUGUGACGUCAUCAGGCAGCCGCUCACCGACACCGAGACUGCGCAGUUGCAAAAGUCCGCGCAUCUGAUGGCCCAGGUGCAGGACGGUAUCAAGUUCUAAGCGCCCAUCAAUUGCAUUACAUAAAACUUGACUAAGUUUAUUGUACUGUCGAAAAACCGGCUUCAAAUGACAUCAUGCCAUUCAUGGUUAAAUAUUUUUAGACAAUACAACACUUCGUCAAACUUUUUUGUAUUAGCAGAGAACUAGCGAUGAACCCAGUAGAGGCGCACGAUGUUAAGGCAAAUUCCAAAUAUGUAACGCACGAAGAGAAAACUGUUGAAAAUACCUUUGUGGUAAAAAAAGAUUGGUAGUUGUGCACUCUAUUAGAUCAAUGAGCUGUGGUUUGUUCUAGAAAAAAGUUAUUUACGAUUUUUAUGCGAAAAAGUAUUUUUGCCAGUGCUUUUAUUAGGCUCUUCAUAAGCUUUCUUGAUUUGCCAUAUCAAAAUAGGAUGCAAGAGCGACUGAGAUUUUAUUUUAUUUUAAGUGGUUCCUACUUAUAUGACAUAACUAAAUUAUAUUCCACUAUUAGGAUUAACAGUUACAUUCUUUCCAAAAAUCUCAAAUAUUUGAUCAUGACGUAAUGAUUUGUGUAAAAAUCCGGACAGUUCAGUAUUUGUGUGUAUUAAUUAAUUAUAGUAAUUGAAGAAUCUGUCACAAAACUUUAUUAUAGUCAUCUCCAGUAAGAAUUAACAUUUAGUAGACACUAAUUAAUUUAUGAUAGUGGCUUCAGAUUUGUAAGGUUGCGAUCUGUUUUUGUCAUCUUUAGAUUAUGGUACACAAUUGAACGGUUUGUUAGUCCGGCUGGCGUACAGCUAACAUGGAUGUGACUUGUAACAGGUUUUACUUUUUUGGAGCUGAGCAAAUAUCUCGUUACACCAUUCCAGUGAAUAUUGUUUUCCAAAGAACUCACGUAGGCGUAUCAGUAUUUAGCACCUGAGUGAAUAAGAAUUUCUCAUAAUUUAAAUAUUUAUCAUCUUAGUUGUAUGUUGUGUCCCUGGUAGACGUGGCAAGAAUCCAGAACGUAAUAGUUUAAUAGCUACGAAAUAUUAUAUUUUCAAAUCUUUAGAAACUAGACAUUCGUAAUUUUUGUCUUUUAACGAAUUUCAAUCGCCUUUAGCUUUUUGAUGUGUGUAGUUAGUCGAAUAAAUUUAAUAGGAAAAUAUUAAUAGUAAUUAUAUUUUGUUAUGCUAUCGUAUCCAGUAUUAGUUAUCUUUACAUACGAAUUUUCUUGCAUUUACAAAAUUAUACCUAUGCCAAAUGAACCAUAGAUUAAAAAUGUGUUAUUGUUGUCAUUAUUUCUGACAGACGUAUUU
Ostrinia furnacalis (Asian corn borer) is the source of this 2505-nucleotide messenger RNA. RefSeq names its product lactate dehydrogenase (gene Ldh). Lineage: Eukaryota; Metazoa; Arthropoda; Insecta; Lepidoptera; Crambidae. Gene Ontology annotation, cellular component: cytoplasm. Gene Ontology annotation, molecular function: L-lactate dehydrogenase (NAD+) activity. The coding region runs from base 209 to 1252 and encodes 347 amino acids. Gene Ontology annotation, biological process: lactate metabolic process; pyruvate metabolic process. The record is from RefSeq and is a predicted model, not a curated record. The transcript has 7 exons.